AUGUUUUCUGCGUUUAUGUUAUCAUUGUUUUUUUGCCGCGCCCAGGCUGAGUCAUUACACGUCAUUGCUCAAAAAGAGCAAAAGCAGCGCAAUCUGACCCUUAGCAAACCUUUACUUCAAAGGAAUGCAGGCAAAAGUGCAGCAGCGUAUUGCGCUUAA
Plasmopara halstedii is the source of this 159-nucleotide messenger RNA. RefSeq lists its product as uncharacterized. The record is from RefSeq and is a predicted model, not a curated record. Bases 1 to 159 code for a protein of 52 amino acids. Lineage: Eukaryota; Oomycota; Peronosporomycetes; Peronosporales; Peronosporaceae. The transcript has 2 exons.